AUGGUGGAAUCAAACGACGGUGGUGGUGCGGGGAGAAGUGCUGUGAUAUCCGAGCCAGCCUUCUCCCCGAAAACCCUCCCUUUUCUAACCCCAAAAUGUCGACCGCGCUCGCGCUCGCGCUCACCCCCGCCUGAAGCUGUCGCCCGCUCACCUCGCCUCGGCUCGCCGUCGCGAUCCUCCUCUCCCGGCUGUUCCACGGCGCCUCUUGCUCUCUCCCGGCAUCGACACGACAUCUACCGGCAGGGCGUGUUCCUCGGAAGCGGUGGAGUUGCCCGCCCCUUUUUAUGCAAACCGAAGGAUGGUCUCAGGAAGGAGAAGGAUGCACGCGUGAUGGAGUUCAACGCCGUGAUCAACCGUCUCCUCUCCAAAGUUCCUGAGAGCCGCCGCAGGAGAAAGCUCUACAUCAGAACCUUGGCGGUGGUUCCACUCACAGAAGACUGCGGACUGAACAUGAUGGACGGUUUGGGCAUCGCUGGGAGGGUGUCGUGUUUCUGAAGGUGUGCUGUCGGUGCUGAGGGGCGGCAAGGAGGCUCUGAUGACCCGCUGGUGGAGUGGACCAAGACCAGCAAGUCCAGCGGAGGGGAGCUAGGUCCGCAAUCCACAGGCACAGCACAGGGAUGACCAACAUCGUACAUUACGCUGAAGCCACUGCAUAGGGCCAUCGCGAACAUCACGGCGAGGCUCCAGGGAGUGGCCUCCGUCCAGGGCCAGGCCUAGCGGCUGAUUGCUGAGGCGGUCUCCCACAAGAACCUGGGCUGGUGGAUUCCCUGGUUCUAAAAGUUGUAACAGUCUCACAUGUCCUUCCCUCCCUCCUCCGACGCUGCUAAUGUGUAUCUGCUAAUGCGAGCGCAGCGGUGCCAAGCAUUGAGCUGAUCUCGGAGUAGCUCAGGCUUGCCAUUAUGUACCUCGCCCCUGGGUGCCGGCGCCGUCACCGUGCCGCCCUGUUUUGUUUGGAUAUAGCAGAGAAGAAGGCACAAGCUGUAAGGCAAAGAAGUUAUCAGAGAAGAAGGCACAAGCUGUAAGGCAAAGAAGUUAGCAUUUGUCCUUGAGGGAGUAGAUGAAGCAGAGGUGAAUUAGUAACUAAGCAAGUGACAGUAGAGAAGAACUAGAAAGGUGCAAGUUGAGGAAAAAUGAAUAAAUAACCUGUUAUUUCUGCCCAUAGCGAAGCUAAUGCUCAAGUUUCUGAGUACUCCAAGAACUCAUCAGUGUUAACUUAUAUAAUUGUCAUAGCUUCUUAGCUUAUGUUAGCUUUAUCAUUUCUAGAACUCUUGAUCCUGACAUAUUUCUGAUCAUAACUACAUAUUCUGGAUUUUAA
Molecule: messenger RNA, 1315 nt
Organism: Triticum aestivum (bread wheat)
Lineage: Eukaryota; Viridiplantae; Streptophyta; Magnoliopsida; Poales; Poaceae
Exons: 4
Coding region: 1-495 (164 amino acids)
Biological process (GO): DNA repair; DNA damage checkpoint signaling; telomere maintenance
Cellular component (GO): nucleus; chromosome
Molecular function (GO): protein serine/threonine kinase activity
Source: RefSeq, a predicted model, not a curated record